GCCUCAGCCUCCUGGCGCGCACCCCCACACCCAGCCACGCAUUUUAAUUGCAACUUCCCCUUCAGCCCCCACCCACCCGCGCCUCCAUCCUCCGGAGCGCCCCGAGAACCCGGAAAUGGGCAGAACGGCACCACCGGGUGCGUGACGCACUUCCGGCUUGGCUUCUGUUUUGGUUUUCCUCAGCGCCGUGAGGGCCCUAGGCUGACUCCCGCGGGCAAGGUGAGCGGCUCCGGGGCGCGCGGCCGCGGGCAGGGUAUCUGCAGGGGACGUCCCUGGGCGCCCGCCGUGGGCGCGGUUCAGUGAGUCAGCUCUCCUCUCACCAGAAGGCAACCGUUGGAGGAAGUCAGCAGAUGCCAGAAAAAGUCCCGUUCGAUCCUGACCGCCCCAAAGCGCAGAUGGCGGUGAGGUCCGGGGUCGCCGCGCCGCUCCGGCCAGAGGAAAUUUUGAAGGUGAAAGUGGAGGAAGACUCACGCGAGGGGCUGGAGUCCGACCCGCCCGGGACUUGGACGGAUUCCGAAAGCUCUCGGGUGCAGUUCCGGCAGCUGCGCUACCACGAGGUGGCCGGACCCUCGGAGGCGCUGAGCCGGCUGCGGGAACUCUGUGGGCGGUGGCUGAGGCCCGAGCAGCGCUCCAAGGAGCAGAUCCUGGAGCUGGUGGUGCUGGAGCAGUUCCUGAGCAUCCUUCCUGGGGAGCUGCAAGUGUGGGUGCGGAGGCACUGCCCGGAGAGCGGGGAGGAGGCGGCCGCCCUAGCGCGGGCGCUGCAGGGAGCGCUGGCCCGGACCUCGCCGCAGGAUCUCACUAAGAUGCUAAAUUGCCCAGUGUGGACUGAAGUUUGCAGUCUCCUCCUCACCUUAGAGUGCUGGAUUUGCAGGUGUUUGCGGCCAAGCCCAGUUUCCUGUUGGACUUUGCAUAAGCGUCGUUUCUGUGACCUUAGAAGCUGUGUCUGUUACUUGGGAAAAGUGGGACCAUCUGGAUGCAGCUCAAAGGGAGUUCAGAAGAGAGAGCACACAGGAUUUCCGGAGCAAGAUUUGGAAACUAGAGCUGAGAACAAGGAAUUGAUUCUAAAGCAGCAAAUUUUCGAAGAGGUAAAGCCCCAGCCAUGGCUACAGAAAAUGUCCCAAGAAAAGGGGCCUCUGUUUUCUGAAAGUGACAUUAUCUAUGAGGACAGAGUAGAAAAGCAGCCAACAAAUUUCACUUCACUGAAACUCGAAAAUUCUGCUGAAGAGCAAGGACUCAACAGUGUCUCAGAUUUCAAUAUAAAUGGUUUCAUAGAAGGAGUCUCUAAAAGUAAUGAUUUUGCGAGCAGGGUCAGAAGUUCCAGGUUUAUCGCUGGUCAGCACAACCAGACUGUAUCAAGGCCCACUGAUAGUAAAGAACAUGGGAAGAAGGACAAGCAAAGUUUAGAUAAAAUGAACUAUCACAUAGUAAAACCUCACAACUCUGUUGAUAUUGGAGAUAAUGUCCCUUGCUCUGGCCUUUUUGAGACCCAGAGGCAGUUGUACAAAGAAAGACCUUAUAAAUGUGAUAUCUGUGAGAAGAGUUUCAAGCAGCGUUCAGAUCUCUUUAAACAUGAGAGAGUCCACACAGGUGAGAAACCCUAUGAAUGCCAAGAAUGUGGGAAAAGCUUCAGUCAGAGUGCUGCCCUCAUUAAACAUCAGAGGACACACACGGGUGAGAAGCCAUAUGUAUGCGUGCAGUGUGGGGAAUGCUUCAGACAGAGCUCACAUCUAAAUCGGCAUCAGAGAACACAUGCUGGAGAAAAAUACUGUAAGUGUGUGAAAUGUGAGGAGACCUGCCAUAAUUCCAGCCAUUUUCGGCAUCAGAGACUCCAUAAUGGGGAGCGACGCUAUAAAUGUGAGGAGUGUGAGAAGAGCUUCAAACAGAGUUCAGACCUCUUUAAGCACCAGAGAAUCCACACUGGGGAGAAGCCUUAUGGAUGUUCUUUAUGUGGGAAAAGCUUCAGUCAGAGUGCAACCCUCAUUAAACACCGAAGAACUCACACUGGAGAAAAACCAUAUAAAUGUCUGGAAUGUGGUAGAAGCUUUAGACAGAGCACACACCUUAUCCGACACCAAAGUGUCCAUAGAAAUAAAGGUCCAUGACUUUAA
Octodon degus (degu) is the source of this 2108-nucleotide messenger RNA. RefSeq names its product zinc finger protein 394 (gene Znf394). The transcript has 4 exons. Gene Ontology annotation, biological process: regulation of transcription by RNA polymerase II. Gene Ontology annotation, molecular function: DNA-binding transcription factor activity, RNA polymerase II-specific; RNA polymerase II cis-regulatory region sequence-specific DNA binding. Bases 351 to 2102 code for a protein of 583 amino acids. The record is from RefSeq and is a predicted model, not a curated record. NCBI's taxonomy places the organism in Eukaryota, Metazoa, Chordata, Mammalia, Rodentia, Octodontidae.